Molecule: messenger RNA, 1398 nt
Organism: Alternaria ethzedia
Lineage: Eukaryota; Fungi; Ascomycota; Dothideomycetes; Pleosporales; Pleosporaceae
Exons: 4
Coding region: 1-1398 (465 amino acids)
Source: RefSeq, a predicted model, not a curated record
AUGGCUCAAGACCAGGCCAACAAGUCUUUUUGGCUUGCAUACUGCGAUGCCAUCAAAUCUCAACUUGGAGACAAGACCGGCGAGCAUACAUCCUACUUCUUCAGCACCAGAGCUCAGCGUGGACCACCCGCUGGACCGGCGAGUCUGAUCGAUCCGAUGUACGCCAACAUGGGUAUCUACGAGAUCGGCGACAGUCAACUGUACACCGACAACUUGUUCUACGCCCCUACCAAGUCGAAGUCAUACUCUCGUGCGCUCCUGGCAUACAUGGAACAUGUUGACCUUGGCGAAGCACCCACUUCUACUAACAAGCUGAACUUGGCCACAGCAAUGCUCAACCAGACGUCAGCGAAAGAAGCAUUUGAUGCCGCAACAGAGAAGGCACAAGCAGCGUGGGACAAACUCAAGGAGAAACCAGAGUUCAUGGUUCCGGGUGACACAUGGUUCACCUGGAAGAGCCGUGAGCAAAAGCAGCUCAACUCGCUAGAGUCGAAGUACAACAGCUCCGUAUCUGCUUUCGACUCUGCUACUCGAGAUGUCUUCGGUGACAUGGCAAACUCGUACAUCCAGGACAAGCAGCGAAUUCGAGACGCUAUAUACGGUGUUACACCGUCCCCAGGCCCAUUCAGCUCCAACAUGCCCGUUACGACGCUUGGAGCUCAGGAUGCCGACGCCAUUGUGAGGCAACUUGAGAAGGACGGCGUCGUGGCACCACCCAAACAUGACUACUACGUCCCACUGUACUCCGCCCCAGAGUACGCCGGGCAAGUGGCAGAUUGGUUGAGCAUGGCGAAGAAGGAGAACAAGCCGCGCGGUGAAGCAACUAUCGACGUCAACAAAGGCAGCAAGGUGGACGAGAAGAGCUUCACGCAUACCAGUGGAGGCGGUGGCGUGUCAGUUGACUACGUUCCCUGGAUCUCACUGGGUGUCAACGCCAGCGUGGACAAUAAAGAGAGCUCCAUGUUCACUCACGAGGACCAACUCAAGACUACCCUCACUAUGUCUUGGGACGACCAGUUCCGAGCGAUCAACGUUAACUCUGGUUCAUGGGACAUCCGAGGCAAAGAUGCCUACAAGCUCAAGAGCGGCGCCCCGGAGGAAGUCAAGGGCCUGGCUCGCGUCGUACAGUUCGUCAUCGUCUCGAACCUCGCCUUCGAAGUUCAGUUCUCCGGCAACACGAUCAAGGAGUUUGACAAGCAGGUCUCAAGCGCUGCAUCCGGUGGCGGAAGUAUUCGUCUCUUCGGCAUCCCCAUUGGCAUCAAUGCGCAUGGAUCGAAGGAUAAGAGUGACACUACACACAGGGCCGAUUGGGACUCCGCCUCGGGAAAGCUUUCUAUCAAGCCUACACCCGACGGAGGCUUCGCUAGCAUCAUUGCAGUGAUUGGAGAGAAGGUUUGA